Messenger RNA from Triplophysa dalaica, 1709 nucleotides. It is a transcript of the gene zdhhc12a, whose product is annotated as zinc finger DHHC-type palmitoyltransferase 12a. Gene Ontology annotation, biological process: protein targeting to membrane; peptidyl-L-cysteine S-palmitoylation. NCBI's taxonomy places the organism in Eukaryota, Metazoa, Chordata, Actinopteri, Cypriniformes, Nemacheilidae. The record is from RefSeq and is a predicted model, not a curated record. The transcript has 5 exons. Gene Ontology annotation, cellular component: endoplasmic reticulum; Golgi apparatus. Bases 144 to 944 code for a protein of 266 amino acids. Gene Ontology annotation, molecular function: protein-cysteine S-palmitoyltransferase activity.
CAUCCGGAAAUGUUAAUAACACGGCCAAAGAGUCGGUUAAACCUAGCUUAAAAUAUAUCUAAAGUGUUUUAAUUGCAGAUAUAAUAACUUAUGUUGAUAUUGACUACAUGUUUAUUUAUAACGCAAGCCAGCAUUAAAAAAUCAUGUUUGGGUCAGGCUGUUUAGUUCGAACUGUAUAUGUGAUACUGACCUGGCUCACAGUUUUAGUCUUAUUUCUUCAUAACACAGAUCUUCGGAAGUGUCAACAGAGAGGAGAUCUCUUACAGCCACUGAUGUUCAGCUCUUUAGUUCUGCUGUCAGUGCUGCUGUUCUUCACUGUGUCUCUUAUGGAUCCUGGUUUUGUUUUGUCUGACCAAGACACAAAGGGAACCAUCGUGGAAAGAAUUGAAGAACUGGAAAAGAUGAUUCCUCAAGAGCAGAGUUCCCUCAAGCAGCGGCGAUGUGGCUAUUGUUUCUUACUGCAACCAAUGAGGGCAAAGCACUGUAAAAUGUGUAAGCGCUGUGUGAGGCGUUUCGACCAUCAUUGCCCCUGGAUUGACAACUGUGUUGGAGAGAGAAACCACAAAUGGUUCCUGCUGUAUUUGUGUGUGCAGUUUGCUGCGUUAUCCUGGGGACUACAGAAUGCUUGGUCUGCCAUCGAUUUUGCCCCCACCUGGCAGCAGUGGUUCACCCAAAACGGCUUUCUGCUCGGGGCACUUGGACUGACAGGAGUGUUCUCUGUGGUCGCGUUACUUCUGCUGUGCAUCCAUGUGUACCUGGCGUCCGUUAACACCACCACGUUUGAGUUCAUGUCACAACACCGCAUCUCGUACCUCAAACACUGUGACAGGGAGGACAACCCUUUUGACAGAGGGGUGAUAUGCAACCUGUGGGACUUCUUUUGUAUCUGUGGAACUGUGGCGUGGGAAAGAAUCUACAUCAGGAACACUAAUGGAACUGUAUGAAAGAAAAACUGUGGGCUCUGGUGGGAUUUCAUGGGCAUUUGAUGUUCAGUGUAGCUCAUGUUUGAUUGGGUUUCCUAAGGCUCAAUAGAGAAGCAUGAUGGUGUUUUAAACUUUUUUAGUGUGUGAUUAUUGAGUACUGCAGGAGAAGAAAUUGUGUUCUCAAGUCAUUCUAAAAGAAAUAAAUCAUGCAGGGAAGUGUACAACAUUAUAACAUAAGUAUGCAUUAAUAAUUGUGUUCCUUAAUUACUGGGGCGCUAUUAUGGUUUUGCACUUUUUUUUAAUGAAGUAACAUUUGUUUAAUUCUAUUUUCUAUUAAAUUAUUAAUACUUGCAGGAUGUACUCUACGUCUGUAACAAGUGGUUCUGUUCAUAUAAUGACAGUUUUAUAGUUUACAAAGAUUCUGUUAAACCUUAUUGAUACUGGUUUACAAGGGUGUUUUUUUAAAUUUGACUAAAUACACUUUUGUACCGAACUUUUUAUUUGCAGAUAAAGUUUCUUUGAGGUUCUGAAGGAUGUGAAAGUGAAUCACAUGAAUAAUUCUUAUGAGCCAGAACCUAACAAAAAAACGUAUUAAUAUUUUGAACAAUUUGUUAUUCGAUUUGAAUUUUCUGGAAGUAACUGAGCAAUCUAAAACAUAUUUUCUGUGUUGGGUCAAAGGCAACGCUGGAGCAUCUGACUUUUUAUGGUAAUUUUUGUAUCAACUAAUGUUGUGAAGUGUUACUGGCUAUUAUAACAAAAUCGAAAUAAAUCUAAUGAAAUUUUAAA